UCCUGAAACUGGGUCGGCCCGCGGGCCUCGUCAGCCGGGUCGCUGCGGUUUAGAGGAGGAUCAAACGCUCUCAGGCGGGGCGCAUAAAAAUGCCUGCUGUUUAUACCGGCCCAUCAGAACCGGGCAGGACGCCACAGACGCACAUCUCGCCUGAAAUCCAGCUGAGCCCUGGGAACCCAGCAGAACAGAACCGGACCAAUCAGAGAAAAACAGAACCAGCAUGUUUCCAGCAGCUAACGGCUCCAGAGUGACGGUUGUUGGCGCCGUCGUCAUGGUAAUGAUGUUGAUGAUGGCGGAGGUGGAGUCGAAGCAUCCCAGGAAACGCUCCGACGGCUCAGCCGAGCAAACCGUGUCUCUGCGCCUGGACCCGGACCUGCUGCAGCCCAUCAGGAUCCCGCGGCCGCUGCACAACGCCUCCAUCUCGCCCUGGACCUACAACACGUCCCACGACGAGUCUCUGUUCCCGCCCACGCUGUCGGAGGCGCGCUGCCUGCUGAAGGGCUGCCUGGACCUGGAGGGGAAGGAAGACCAGAACUUGCAGUCCCGACCCAUCUGGUACCAGGUGAUGGUUCUGAAGCGGGUCAGGACGGAGGGGGCGGAGCAUAGCUACCACUACCGCCUGGAGACCCGCAACGUCCCCGUGGGCUGCACCUGCGUCCGGCACAUGGUCCACGUCCAGGAGUGAAUCCGGGUCCAGAACCGGGUCCAGAACCAGGUCCAGAACCUCUAGUUCCGAGUCGUUGGCUUCUCUGAAGUUUUGCAUCAAAUUGUAUAAACUGACCACUAAGUUUUGCGCCAGGAGGCGUCCCGCCUGGAUGGUGCUUAUUUAAGUUUAUUUAAUAGUUUGUGGCCUUCAGCAGAUAUUUAUUAUUAUUACUGAUGUAUUUAUUAUCCUCAUCAAUAAAGUUCAGACACUGAAUGAUCCUGAUUCUUUAUUCUUCAGAAUAUAUUUCUGCACAUGUCCUUUAACUAGGCCGAUGGAUAAGAGCAGCUGCAUCCAUCAUCAAUCAUCCAUCAUCAUCCAUCCAUCCAUCCAUCAUCC
Molecule: messenger RNA, 1042 nt
Organism: Poeciliopsis prolifica (blackstripe livebearer)
Lineage: Eukaryota; Metazoa; Chordata; Actinopteri; Cyprinodontiformes; Poeciliidae
Product: interleukin-17F-like
Exons: 3
Coding region: 221-685 (154 amino acids)
Biological process (GO): inflammatory response
Cellular component (GO): extracellular region
Molecular function (GO): cytokine activity
Source: RefSeq, a predicted model, not a curated record